GAACUUUUUAUCACGAGUUCUUAAUCAUAAUUUGGCAUAUUACAUUCCUGUUGCAGAUAAAAUGUGGCAUCACUGUAGUCAGCUUCGUGCGCCUCGAAGCAGAAAGCGUUUGGGAAGGAAGUCCUUGCUUCUUCAAUAAUAUUAGACUCAAAAGAGCCAGACACCAGUCCGUCGCAAUGGCCGGAGCAGCGGCGGCGCCCCGGUGGAUCCGCAGGGCCUCCCCCGUCGAGGAGUACUUCGAAGAGGGACACAAAAAGAAACUCAACAUCGUCAACUACACCAUCACGCUCAGUUCGACGUCCGCGCGUCUGUCGGAGAUCAUGGAGGAGGCCCUCACGCUACUCUAUAGGAAAGUGCCGGUGCUUCGGGUCUGCUUCGGCUGGCGCGACGACCAGCUCUGGCUCCGAGAGAUGGAUGAAUGUCAAGUGGAUUUUAAGGUGCUGAAGGACGACGCGUUGGACAAGCACCGGGCAGGGAUCAUGCAGUGCUUCGACACGGAGCGCGGGCCGCUGUGGAGAGUAGCGCUCGUGGCGGAGCACGAGGAGGCCGAGCGAGACCCUCAUGGGCAUAGCCCGGGCGAGGCUUACCGUAGCUUGUCGGACAUACAGAAUCUAGACUUCGCAAAUCUCACUCACUCACGGACGGAGGGCGAAGCGGCCGAGCCUUACAUACGGGAUGACCGGGCGAAGCUAGACUUGGUAGAUCACACUUACCCAGCUUCGUGGGCGCGGCCGCUGAACGAAUUGCCGCGGCCGUUCGCCCACAAUUACUCCGUCCUGUUCUGCAUCCACCAUGGCAUCGCCGACGGCAUGACGAUCACGAGAAUAUGCGGUCUCCUCCGGGCGAUUCUAGACGACCUCUUGUCGGGUCGCCCCGUCGACGCAACGGAGCAGCUGGGCGAGCACGUUUCAUACGACGCUGCUAUGGCGCUAUACGCUGCAGAGGAGCAGAAACUGAAGGACGACCCUUCUCUCCUGGUGAAGGCAAUGAAGGAAUUUGCGGAGGGCGAGAGGACGCGUCCGCUCCUCCUGGACGUCCUGCCGCGCCCCCAGGGCGGCGAGGCCACCACCGGCAGCAUCCCUCUGCGCCUCAGCGAGGACGAAACGAAGGCCCUCAUCAGCUGCUGCAAAAAGAUGAAGGUGUCUCUUAACAGCUACUUCACCAGCGCCAUCAACGUCGCCCUCAUCGAUUUCCUGGAGAGCCUGGGCGUGAGGAAGGACGCCUACGAGUUCCGCGCGGGACACGACAUCAGCCUGCGCCGCUACUACGGCGGAGACACGUCCCGCACCCUCGGCGUCCACCUGCCCACCUUCGGCUUCCGCUUCGUGUACAGAGCGACGGCCGACCUUUACCGGGAGUUCUGGGCGUCGACGAGGGCGUUCCACAAGAGGUUCCACGACGCGCUACUCAAGGGGGAGCCGCUGCGGGCGGUGGUGCUCCGGCAGAAGGACGCUUCCCAGUUCGACGACAUCAAGGGCUUCUACAGCGACCAGGGUGAACCGAACUAUUACUACACGAUCUCCAACCUCGUCGACGUGACGGAGGCGCUGUCGAAGGAGGGCGACAACGUGCAGAUCACGCAGAUGGACCGCUACGUGGCACUCAGGAACAAAAAGUGCUUCAUGUGCUUCAGCAUCCACACGUUCAGGGGCCAAGUGACUGUCAACAUGCUCUACUCGACCCACUACUUCAGCGAAGAGUAUGCGAUCCGGUUGGCUGACCUUGUACAUUCGAAUAUCAUCUCGAGGAUUGUGUUUGACGAGAAACAGGCGUAGGGCCUUGUCUUGUGAAGAGCGAUGUGUGUAUCGUUCACUUUCCUUUCUCACACACACACACACACACACACACACACACACACACACACACACACACACACACA
This is a messenger RNA of Penaeus chinensis, 1879 nucleotides long. RefSeq lists its product as uncharacterized. The coding region runs from base 177 to 1775 and encodes 532 amino acids. The record is from RefSeq and is a predicted model, not a curated record. NCBI's taxonomy places the organism in Eukaryota, Metazoa, Arthropoda, Malacostraca, Decapoda, Penaeidae. The transcript has 4 exons.